This is a messenger RNA of Ruditapes philippinarum (Manila clam), 3975 nucleotides long. RefSeq lists its product as uncharacterized. NCBI's taxonomy places the organism in Eukaryota, Metazoa, Mollusca, Bivalvia, Venerida, Veneridae. The record is from RefSeq and is a predicted model, not a curated record. Bases 1001 to 3724 code for a protein of 907 amino acids. The transcript has 23 exons.
AUUUCUUUACACAAGUUUUCAACAUUUGGGUGAGAGUGGACGUAGGCAUGGAUAAAGGAAGUUUUAGAUAUUUUAUUUAUUCUUUAUUGAUUACUUUAUCAACUAUAUCACUACGUGUUACAACAGCCGAAGAGUCUUGCGAAGAGUCUUUGAACCAUACACAGCAAAAUAACUAUCUCUACGUAAAUUUGUGGAGUGGUUGGCGUUUUUCGGACUUGACAUGGCACAACAUGACUUUAUGGGAUGGACAUAUGCAGAUACCAGAGAAAGACCAUGUAGCUUUGGAAUGUUUUACUACUUUGGGAAAUCUAUUAGUGAUAGCAGACAAGCAUCCUAACAUCGAGGAUUUAACUGAAAACAUAACUGAUGUAAAGGCGUGUAUCAUAGAUGAAAAUCAAAAGUGUAUAAAUCACAUGAAUGUCCUUAUCAGAAAAUGCAAUGGGAAUUUAUUGUACAAAUUUGUGCUGUCCAACAUUAGCAGUGGACAUGCUUAUAUUUGCUUUGAUAGAAUAUAUUCAGGAAUCCCUUGCAAAGACGCCAUAUCAAUAGAGCAGAAUGGAAAUCCGAGUAAAUAUGGCAAUAUCUUGAAAUUCACUCCUAGUGUGGUUGGACUGAUACAUCCGUCGAAGGGAUACAGUAUGUUUGGCCUUCUCUUGCGGACAAAGACAUUAUAUUCGAUGAAUGUUCAGUGGCAAGAGAAAGUUAUUGGUACAUAUUUUCACAAGAACCUUUACCAAGUGAUAUAGGUGAAGAGGCAAAACGGAUAGUUGUGUGCUAUGUAUCCAAAUCGUUUGGCUAUAACCAUGUCAAUUAUGAUGGGAAAGGAAAUUGUCAUUAUUAUGUUUAUGUCAGAUCAUGCAAUGGAAAUCUCCAAUACGAUUUAAGUGCAGCUACCUAUUACUGGCGUGAAAUCUGUUUAAUUCACUACAACAAUGUUAAAGUACAUCCGAGGAUCGUUCAUGAAGAAAAUAUAAUUAUAGAAGAAGGGAAAGAAAUAGCCAUGUACACUAGUAGUCUGCAAUAUAGAUGUUCCUUUGAUGUCAUGGAAAACACACAGUAUAAAGCAAACUGGUAUAUAAACGGAACCUUUCAAGUACAAAUGGGGCCAUCGUCUGAUCUUGAUGAUUUGGUGUUUAAAGAAAAUUAUCUGACCACUUUGAAACAUGGAUACGAGGUUACUUGUGGAAUAUUCCCAGCGGCUGAAAAUGAUUCCACGGAAGCUGUGAGUGAUGCUUACUACGCCGGAUGGAAAAUUCAAAAUGAAAACAUCAUACUAAGUAAAAGUGGAGUUGCUACUGUCACAAUUGAGCAAACUAUUCCGUUAGGAUGUUCUUACAGGGAAGACGAUGCAGGAAACUGUCUGGAAACGUUAUCGUUUGAGGACGUUGUAAAUAAGGCUGAUGACUGUAGCGGCCGAAUAGAAGUAAAAAGUUAUGAUGAUCCAAGCAAACCGUUGAUAGAAAUUAAGAAAUUGAGAAAAGGUGAGGUGUGGGCAAAAAAAGAAUAUAGAGCAUUAUUUUCAACUUUAGACAAUAACUAUGACGAUAGGACGGAUUUUGACCUUUUAUUGCUAUUGACAAAUAAUAGCAUUGGUUACAUCGGGGAGAUACAUAUAGUUGGCGCAGUUCAUGUGGUUAUAGUAGACAUAAAAAGACACUGGAAUAAAAGAUGUUAUUCGCAUGUCGACCCGCAUAUGAAAACUGUAGACGGCAUACAUUACGAAGCACAAAAAGAGGGAGACUACAUGUUGUUCUUGAAUGAAAAAUAUCAAACUGAGAUACAGACAUCGGCAAGGUAUUGUAGCCCUGGUAACACACGUGCUGUUUGUGCUUGUGGAAUAGCAAUCGCUGUCGGCGCGGAUGUUUUGAUAAUUAACAUAUGCCAUGACAGGCCUUUCAAGUUCGAUCUUUCAUGUGUUGAUGGUGGCAAUAUUGACAUUAUAUUUAUUCACGAUUACAGAUAUUUGGUUCGAACACCAAUUGGUACAAUGAUUGAAAUACUAUUAUGGGGUCACGUUAUGAACAUUGACGUGUACAUGUCCCCCAAAGAUUUUGGAAAUGUGGCCGGACUUUGUGGAAACUUUGACGGGGACAGAUCUAAUGAUCUUGAACAUAGGGAUGGAACUAUUUCUUAUGAUAACAACAGAAGUUACAGAUUUGCUGAUAGUUGGAGAUUAACGGACGAAGAAAAUCUGUUUAAGAACCCAAACCGUAAACUUGAUCAUUGGAAUAGGAAUAAUUUUGGCAAAACAUGUACAAGCCCAAAUUCAAUAACAACAAAAAAAUGCAAGCUUAGGAAUAGGCAAAGGCAAAUACGUUCCAUUUCUGAACCCUCUGAGACGAAGAUGAAUAAACAAUAUCGUAUUUUAUCGUCGCGAAAAAAGAGAAACACAAUCAUUUUAACAGAGGACGAGGCAUUCCAAUUAUGUAAUCAUUCAAUCUAUACAACACCAGCAGUCCAAGAAUUUCCGGAUCAUCUCGCCGAGGAAGAUCCAGAUAUUGUCGUAGAACAAUGUGUUUAUGACUUAACGCAAGGAAAUGACACAGCUUGGAUUGAUGCUCACGUGUCUGUUUUGAACAAUGCUGUAGAUACAAUUCUAAGAAUGAGUCCAGGUUUUGUUGCAAACAACACAGAAAAAGUAAACUCGUUUCGCAUUGAAACUUGUCUAAAUAACUGUAGUGGAAAUGGAUUCUGCGCCAUCACUGGACUUUGUGAAUGCAGUGGAACUUUCAAAGGGCCUGCCUGCAGUAUUGAUAUAAGAAUUCCACCGGUUGUAUUUGAAAUAGAAGGAGACGGAGUUUGUACCGUGACGGAUGAGGACGAUUGCACAUGUUUCCAAAUACGGACAGACAACAUAUUUGAUGGUUUUAUGUGCAAUAUCACCCAGUUCAAGGUGUACUCCAAUGGUUCACGUGUGGAAGGAAGUGUAUCAACAGAUCUUGGUUAUUACGAGGAUAUCUUUACUGGCGAAUGCUGUGUCCCUGUGAUGAUAAAAAACAGCUCCUCUGUUUUAAACGACAAAACUGACAAACUGUUUGUCAUCAUGUACGAAAUUUCUAUUAGCAAUGAUGGUGCAAAUUACGGGGAUGUUAACCCCGUCUAUAUCUAUGAUACUAAAUGUAUUGAACGGGUUGAGAUCAAUGAUGCAGUUACCUUCAAACUAAAGGAUAGUUUUUGCUUCAUUGAUGCUGUGUGCAUUGCUCAGAACCUCGACAAUGGUACAUGCUUUAUAUGUAAUCCUGCAAACGAUCCGUACGGUUGGACAAAGGAUGAUUGUAAAGACUCUGGUACUGAAAUAGGAACAGGGAUUAUUGUAGGAAUCGUUAUUGGAUCGACAUUGUUUGUCGUACUCAUAUCAGUAUUGAUAUACAUUUUUGCAUGCAAAGUUUUAAAGAAACACAGUUCAUCUAUUGGCGUUCAACAGAAGGCAAUGGUUCCAACGCAUAACUUGCAAUCAAAGAUGCCGCACCAGAAGCAAAGUGCGAAAAUUCAGAUCUCUGCUAGACCAAAUAUUGAACAGAAUAUAAUGAUUGGUACAGCACAUCACAUGAACCAAAUCACUGAAAUGUUACAUGUAGAGAAAGGUGCCUCGGCUCAGGAAACCGAUGUAUUUUACACACCGAUCGACAAGUAUGAAACCGACGACUUAGAACGUAAAGUUGCAACACCAAGCGAAAGUAAACUAAAGAGAGACAUUUCAUUUAUCAACAUUGAACUUGAGUGAAAGUCCGCGUAUCAUUUCCAACAUGAAUCAAGACAAAUGCAUUUUGAAGCAUAUAUAAUCUCAUGUUGACUUUUUGUACAUAUUAAUUUACGCUGAUAACGUUUUGAUUGUCAACAUUACGAUUGCAAGUUUAUGCAUAAAUUGAUUGUUUUAUUCACUAAAUUCCUAAUGGACUAUUUCACUACAAAUCUAUUUUAUCGGAUGAGAGAUGUCGUUUGUUUUUAAUGCAAUAAAAUCAGUAUAUUCCCUAA